UGAAACUAUUAAUAUUGCUGCUGAAAAAACUACUUUUGAACUAAAUUGCAAAGCUCGCAAUAUUCUUUUGAGUGGGAUUUCUCGUUCGGAUUAUGAUCGUAUUGCUCAUCUUCAAACUGCUCAUGAGAUUUGGGUUGCUUUGAAUAAUUUUUAUGAAGGUACUAAUAACAUUAAAGAACUUCGUCGUGAUUUUUUUAAAAAGAAGUACAUUAAAUUUGAGAUGAAAUCUGGAGAAGCUUUGAAUAACUGUCUUCUCCCAUGGAGAGACGUGUAGGUUCGUUUACUAUAUUGUCCCGAGGCGUCCAGACCUAGAAAGAAAUCCAUCCCCAUCGCCUUCUCUCGCCCUUCCGCCGCCAUCUUGCUCGCCUUCGUCCUCCGGCCGGCCACUGGGGAGCUACGCCUACGCCCUGCCCCUUCCAACCGAGUGCCCCAGAACUUGUGAUACCAUCUUAUCCUGCAGCAGAGCAGGCCGGACGCUCCCUGGAUUGACUGCAAAGCAGAUCGAAUCGUUUGUGGAUCGACGAUGAGCCUCUCGCGACGCUUUCUGAAUGUGAUUAUGGACAGCCGCAUCCUUGGGUUGAGGUCGCUGCGCCGCAUCGACCUAGCGCGCCAGAAAUUCUUUAACCCAGGACCACCACUAAACGGAAAAGGAUCGGUGGCCAAUGCCGACUGUGAGGCGUCAAAGAUGCCGAGGAUUCAUCUUCCCGACCCGAUCAUCACGUUCCGAGCUUCACCCAAGGACGACGACCAGAGGAGGAGCAUCCAAUACCUCCCACUCACGGAGAGCAAGAUGCUCUGCGCGGACCAGUCUGGGCGCACCUUCCUCUUCGACGCCGAGACGCACCACGUGGUGACCAUGCCCAGCCUCCACAAACCCAAGGAAAAACCCCUCUCCCUCUUCAUCCCGAGCGCAGUCAGUCAAAACAUGGACGAGGAGGAGUAUGAUGAAGACUAUGUUGGCACCCUCUUUGUCAUGGAGAGCAGUCCCAAUAUGGAGCUGCGCUACAAAGACCAGACGAGUGACCAGUUUGAGGCGUACACCUAUGGCCAGCAGCACAAGAAGACAUCCUUCAAGUACUGGAAGUGCCAACUGCUGCCGCCGCCGCCUUACCUACGUGACCCCAUGCAGAUGAAGGUCCGCUCCGAGAUCAUGUCCUACGCAGUGGUCGGUGGUGGCACCUAAAUCUUGAUAUCAAUGGAGGACGUUGGCACCUACUGCAUGGACAUUGCGACCCACACUUGGAGCCCGGUUGGCAAGUGGAUGCUACCCUUGUAUGGCAAGAUUGAGUAUGUGCCGGAACUCAAUCUCUGGUUUGGAUUCUCUGACAAGAACCACCUAUCUGCUGCUGAUCUCUCCAACCUGGACUCCAAACCACAGCUAGUUGGCACUUGGAAGGAGUUUGACCCGCUGGAGGACUGGGAUCUACUGCAGGGGCCUCAGCUUGUCAACAUAGGCUCGGGCAAGUUCUGCAUUGCAAGGUUCUUCAAUACUACGAGAAUUAGCUACUACGGCGAUGAUUUCAUUGACCAGACAUUUGCUAUCAUAACCGGUGUGGAGGUGGUGCCACGUACCUACCAGGGCAAUGGGAAUGGCAGUGCCAACGGUGGCAAAGACAACAGAAUUGCAAGCAGCAAUUGCAAUGGCAGUGCAAGCAACAGUUGCAAUGGCCAUGGUAAUGGCAAUGGCAACGGCAAUGGUGGCAAAAAGAAACUCCGAAUGAUCAAGCACAAGUCGAAAUGUCACACCACUACUGACGGCACUUUCAUUGAGUCAGUGUUCUAAUAUAUUUUGAGACUUGCUUUGCUUCCAAGAAGAUUCCCUUAGUCCACUUUUCAUUAGUAUCUUAAUAGACUAUAAGAGGUAUGCUUGUAUUAUUAAUGUCACAAGUUUGGACUUUUGUUUUAUCCAUUGUGCAUCCUACUAUCUAUUAGUAACCCUACAAUCUCUGGAUGAAGUCUAGU
Molecule: messenger RNA, 1962 nt
Organism: Oryza sativa Japonica Group (Japanese rice)
Lineage: Eukaryota; Viridiplantae; Streptophyta; Magnoliopsida; Poales; Poaceae
Source: RefSeq, a predicted model, not a curated record